UUCUUCAUUUCACGACACCUUACACGCCCACGUCUCUUUCUAGAGAAUCACUUCCACCGCGCACUAAAUUAUGAUAAAUUAUACGUUCUUGAUAACUCCUGGGGGAGACUCACCGUAACGGGCGAAGAAGUCGCAUUAAAUGAAAAAAAUGUUAUCGGGUCGUAAAUAUCAUAGAAACCAACAUAACACGGAAUUUGGAGCAGAGUGUAUAUUACUGUUCGUUUGUAAUCGAUGUUACGUCAACUAGAGGAACACUAAUUGCUUGUACUAAUAGACUGGCUAGUGUUGCGUUAUGUAAAUUCGAAACAUUAGUGAGUUAGAGAGCCAUGGUUAAUGUAUCGAUGGGGUUGAAGCUUCUGCUUCUUCUCUCUGUGAUUUCUGUACUUCUCUAUAUACUUUUCAUUGAGUAUUUUACAAUAUACGACACGGCUGUUAAUAAAUUGAAAUAUAGUAUUCAACUAAAUCACAAAGGAAAUUCAUCCAAUGAAUUAAGCAAGCACUUGAACAAGAUAGAAAAAAAAAAGUAUACAAACGAGGAGAUUGAAAAUAUGUCUAAUCUUGGUAAGUUGCUCUUUCUGGCUGCCAAUGGAACAUAUCCUCCAGCUAGUCAACGUUCAAAUAAAUAUCUCAUUCUUGUAUGGCAAUACGGUUCAUAUUUGGAACGAAGACAUCUAAGAAGGUUCAGUAGUAAAAUGUAUUCUCCAUGGUUAGAUUGUUCAGUGGAAUGUCAACUAAGUUAUAAUUCUAGAGAUUUAAAAAAAGCUGAUGCUGUUCUGUUUCACUUGCAUCGAAUGAAAAACAGGCAACAGAUGCCAAGAAGAAUGCAUCUUUUGCAGAGAUGGGUUUUCUUAACAGAUGAAUCACCAUUACACACCUUUCUUUAUGGCAACCAAGAACUUACAGAUUACAAUGGUCUAUUUAACUGGUCAAUGAGUUAUAGAAGUGACAGUGAUGUACCAGUACCAUAUGGUAGGACGAUAGACAGACAGGUUGAUGUAGACUUGACAGAGUUCUAUGAUAUGUUUAAAAAGAAAAACAAUCUGGUCGCUAUAAUGGGAAGUAACUGUGGUGGAAGUAAUGGAAGAUGGAACUACGUAAAGCAUUUAAAAAACUUACUUGGUGAUCAUCUUGAUAUUUAUGGCCACUGUCUGCAAGGGAAUAUCAAUGCUUGUCCUGGCCACUUUGACAAUGACUGCACUGUUCUAGAAUCAUACAAAUUUUAUUUAGCCUUUGAAAAUUCCAAUUGUAAAGAAUAUCUAACAGAGAAAACCUUUUGGCAUGGUUAUCAUAAAUGGGCAGUACCAAUAAUAAUGGGAGCUGCACAAAGUGAAUGCGAGAAACUCUUACCACCAAAAUCUUAUCUUCAUGUUGAGGAUUUUGCAUCUCCUGCAGUAUUAGCUACGUAUCUACUCUACCUCCAUAGGCAUGAUGAUGAAUAUUUUACGUUCCACCAAUGGAGAAGACACUACAAAGUGAUAAACGAGCAUGGGUAUUUUGGUAGCGCGUCUAAACACUACUGUCGUCUCUGUGAAGCACUUCAUUACAACUCACCAAAGGCGAAGACGUAUCAAAACUUGGAACAGUUUUGGUCCAAGGAAAAGGAUUGUACCUUAGUGGCUUGGAAUAGAUAAUGAUGCUACCUAAAGUAAGGUGACUGAAUGAAUCACGUAUUUUUAUAGAAAAUUUAAACGAAA
Molecule: messenger RNA, 1694 nt
Organism: Cephus cinctus (wheat stem sawfly)
Lineage: Eukaryota; Metazoa; Arthropoda; Insecta; Hymenoptera; Cephidae
Product: galactoside 3(4)-L-fucosyltransferase-like
Exons: 3
Coding region: 327-1631 (434 amino acids)
Cellular component (GO): membrane
Molecular function (GO): alpha-(1->3)-fucosyltransferase activity
Source: RefSeq, a predicted model, not a curated record